AGACACUCCCUCACCGCUCCGCUUCAGGUCUGGGUGUGUAAUUUGUAGACACUCCCUUGCCCCUGCGCAGGCCAAUCGCAGUAGUGUGAGUGUUUCGUUUCCGGGAUGUUUGGUGAUGUGGCUCUGCUCAGAAAUCCUAAACACGACGUUUAUUAAAGAGUCCCAGUACAGCCCGCAGUGUUACUCGCUUCAGGAGGAUCCAGAGCAGGGCGGCCAUGUUCAGCCGGCUGACCCAGGGCGUGACCUCCGUCCUGCAGGAGUUAUCUGGGGAGGAGCGGCGCGACGAUGAUGCUGAUCCUCAGGACGGCUUGGUGCCGAGGAUGCUCUCCAGCCCAGAUGCCUCCUUGGAUGUCUCAGGGGCCUCAGAGGAGAUGCUGGAGCGCCUGGCUCAGACAGAACAGCUGGUGGUUCAGCUUAAAGAGCUGAUCAGGGAGAAGGACGGUCAGCUGGCCUGCGCAGAGAAACUUCUCAAGGAGGAGAAGGAGCAGGGUGAAGCAAAGUUCACCAAACUGAAAAUGCAGGCGAAAGCCAAGAUGGCCGCCCUGAAUAAACAGAUCACCGAGCUGAAAGGACAGGAGGCGCUCAACAGCAGUCAGAGUUCAGAGACCUCCUUCACGCUGCCUUCUGGCUUGGAGGAUGAACUCCACAAGUUAAGAGAGAAGUUAAGUCAGGAGGAAUCGUCAAAUCAAAGCCUGCAUGAGCAGCUGAGGGUCGCAGAACAGAGGAUUAAAGAGAAGGAGGACGAGCACGCAGAACAGGUGAGAGUUCUGCAGGCUGUAGUAAAGGACAAAGACGUGCGGUUUCAGGAGCAAAUCCAAAAGCAUGAGGAGGAGUUGCUUCAGCUCAACACACAGGCCUCGAACGAUGCUGAGCUCCAGCAGGCCCUGCGUGAUUCUCAGAGGAAAAUCGAGGAGCUGGAGGAGUCUUUGCGCUCUCGAUCAGAAGUCCUGGAGAUGUUACAGCAGGAGCUCAACAGUGCAGAUCAACAAAAACAGAUUCUGACUGCGCAGUUCAGACAAAUGGAGCAGGAGCUCGCUGAAGCCCACAAACUCAGAGAACAGGAGAGGCACCAAACAGCCCUGCAGGCUGAGGAACAAAUCCAAGCCCUGAGAAACAAUCUGGAAGCUUUAGAGAAGGAGAAAGAGCAGACCGUUAUGGCUCUUGAGGCAAAGCUCUCCCAGAGGACGUCUGAGCUGGACCAAGUGAAAGCAAGCCUGGAUGAAAGUGUCAGUAAAGAGAAGGAGAUGGAUGCUGGUGUUGAGGCGGAGCUAACAACGCUGCGUGCCAACCUGGAGGCUUCAGAGAGGCAGAGAGAGGAAGUGAGCAAGAAGCUGGAGGUCGAGGUUGAACGUCGUGUGGCCGAGCUGCACCUGUUACAGGAGAAGCUCGAUGCGGUGGAAAGGGAACGAGAGGAAGCGUCCCGGAGCGAGAGAGAGGAGCUGACACGGCUGCAGACGGAGCUCGUGUCCCUCACAGAAAGGCUGGACACUGAGAAAGACGUACAGGAAGCAGGUGUACAAGCCAAGCAGGCGCUGGAGAAGCUCUGGAAGGGGCUUCACUCUCUGGGCAGUGAAGACGCUGAGGUGGAGAUGGUGGUGCCAGAAGAUCCUGCACAGGUCCUGACCGUUCUGGAGGAAAGACUGAACCACCUGAGAGUGGAACAUCAGGACAGAGAAGCACGGAUGUCUCAAAUCAUCGUCACCAUAGAAACACUGCAAGGACAGUUAGAUAGAAGCACGGCGGAGGGCGAGGAGGCAGGGCUCAGGAUCCAGCAGCUCGAGCGGCAGCUUGCAGAGCGUCAGGUCACUGACGAGCCACUGGGAGAUCAGCUGACUGACGGUUCUGUGAGGGAUUUGGACCAAGCAGAAGGUACAGAUGGACAACAUUCUGAGAAGGUCUUGAUGUUGGAGCAGCAGCUGGUUGAGCAAGAAAAGGAACUUGCUGCCCUCAGGGAACGUCUGGCGUUAAAUGAGCUGCAAAACCUGACAAUUUCACACCAAGACAAUUCUGACUUUCAAAAUACUGAAAACAUUCCUAGCAUAUCUGACAGUUCUGCAGCACUACCCGAUCUUGAAAAUGUUUCAGAAGAAGACACAACACUGAUUGCAGUGGAUACAGAAACAUCUACUAUGUCUACAUCUAUCGUGUCAUCAUCUGCUGACAAUGAAAGCAGUCCUGAGGUGACUGGAAUGCAGCUUGAGUCACCUGUAGAGUUAAAGGGAGCUUCCUCUGAUGAGAUGGUAACUAGCACGGACUCAGAAGUUGCUCAUAGCAGCUGGACACUCCUGGAAGCUAUUAAUCAAGAUGCCAGUCAAGAGUGGCCUCAGCAAAUUCAGGACUUGAAUGCUCUACAUGUUUCCACCUCCUCCUGGGAAACAAGUGAAGAGCAGGUCACAUCUACAUGCUCAAUGGUAAAGGUAGAAUCAUCAUCCAUGGUUAUCCAUGAGACCGUAGAGAUUCAAAUUGGCCAGCAGGAAGCAAACAUGCUGAAUGCUGAUUCCAGUCCUAGUCAUGUUUUUGCACAGAUGCUGGCAGAGGAAGUCCAGAAAAAACACAGCGAACUACUGCAUGAACUUCAACAACUGAAAGAUUUAGCUGCUGAAGCCCAGGACAGAGUGCACCUGCUGGAAGAGGAACUAAAGUCACUGACAGAUGUUAAAGAUGAAGCAGAAGCAAGGGCCUUGAGAUAUGAAAGAGACUUGAUGGAGGCCCAAGCUAAGAUUCAUAAAGAAGCAGAGCAGAAGACAUUGGAGAAAGUCCAUGAGGAACAACUGGAGAUUUUACAAAAGGAGGCUGACUCCAAGGAUGAGAAGAUCCAAUCACUGCAAGCAGAUCUUGAUGAGAUCCAGCAGAAACUCCUCGAGAAAGAAGGUCAUGCCCAGAUGCUGGGUGUGCAGUUGGAGGACAGAGAACUUGUCUGUUCUGAUCUGGAAGAGAAAGUCAUCAACAUGGAGACAAGGGUUCAACAGUUUUCCGAGGAGGCUGAGAGAGCUAACACUGCUCUCCUUGGCAAGACCAAUGAGCUUGAUGAUUUGCAGCAGUCUCUUUCCCUGAAGAAACAGGAGAUGAUCGAACUCAGUGAAAGCAUGACUGCUAAACUGCUUCAAGCAGGCGAGGAAAAGUUUGCAAUAUCUAGUGAGGUCAAAAUGCUAAAAGAGCAGAUGUUGGAGCUUGAGAAAACGUGGCAUGACCAGGAGAAAGUGAAAGCAGAUAAAACAGAUUUUGAGAGUGAGAACUUGGUUGCAUUGCGGAAGGAGAACGAGAACCUGAUUGCUCAAAUAGCUACUAUGAAAGCAGAUGGGGAGCAGGUGAAGAGAAAGUUGCAGGCAGCUUUGGUUCAACGCAAAGAGUUGAUGAAAAAAAUUGCUGGGUUUGAAAAGGGAGCAGAAGAAAGCAAAGAAAAAGUAAAUCCAGAGGCUGAGGUCAAGCCUGAGGAAUGGGAAAGAGAACAGGAAUUACAGAAGCUUGAAGCACAAUUACAAGAGACCAGACAAGUCUUGAUUUCCAAAGAAGAGGCUUUAAAAGAUCUUGAACAGAAAGCGCUGAGCCAGGAUGAAGCACUGGCUGAGGCGCAGGUAGAAAUCCUACGUCUAGUUGAGGAGGCUAAAGCGUUAAGUGAAAAUGGACAAACGAUAAGCCAAGUUCAAGAAGAUAACACUAGACUCCAAUUACAGGUCACCAGCAUGGAAUCUGAUCUUGAUGCGUUGCAGAAAAAGCUCCAGGAAGCCAUGGAUUCUCGUAAAGACACCCUGCGCAAGGCAAAAGAAAAAGAUAGGCAUCAUCGUGAGCAGCUGAGACAGCAAAAAGAAGAAUACAGUGGUCUUCUGGAACGUUUUGAAGCUACCGAUGAAGAGAAUGCCGAUCUUAUAAAACGUGUAAAAGAGCUAGAAAGUCUUGUGGAAUCAAGGGAACCCGGAGAUACAAAAAAGCUUGUGAAUGUAGAGAAACUGUCAGAGAGUACACCUGUGAAUGUGGAGAAACCUGUAUCAGGGGAUUGGGUUCAAGAGGAUUGGGUAGACUUUACGACAUCUGAUACAGGAAUCAAUCAACAAGGAUCAGCUUCUGAUCAAACUCCACGGGUCACCUCAAAAAAUCAUGAGAGUGUGAUCAGUUCUCUCCAAGACUUGAUAAAAUCUGAGCAAGCUGCUCGUGUGGAUCUAGAAAUACAGCUGCAAGAAAGAGUGGCAUCUCUGUCACUCAAGGAGGCAGAGUUGUUUGAACUUAGCAAAGAACUGGAGACAUUGAGGGCAAAGGAGAAACAGAUAGAUGCUCUUUCAGAAGAACUAGAUGCAUUGAGAAAUAAGUGUGAGCAAGCAGAAGCCCAUGCUGAAAUGUUAAAGGCAGAAGUGGAGGAGGCUGCCGCUGCAGUCAAGACAAGCAUCUCAGAUGCAGAAUCUCCUGUUGUAGCUCUUCAAGCAGAGGUGGACGAGUUUAAGCAGUUCCUCAAAAGCAAAAACGAGGAGAUCAUCGACCUGAGCCAGCAGCUGAGUGAGCAGAGCUUUCUUCUACAGAAAAUGCAGGAGACUGUAUUGGAAAAAGAUCAGCUAAUUGCUUCUUUACAAGAGGGAUUGAAAAGUGAGCAAGAAAGAAGUCAAAAACUGGAAUCAGAAAUCCCCCAGAAGCAGGAUGAAGAGAGAGACCAAAAUGUCAAAUUGCAGCAGCUUCAGCGUAAACUUCAGGCUGCUCUGGUAUCACGAAAGGAACUUCUUAAAGAAAACCAAAUUUUAAAGGAAGAGCUGACUAAUGCAGAGAAGCUGAGAUCAGAGUUGCUAGAAAAGGUUACAAAUUACGAGGCAAAUCUCAGUAAUCUUAGCACAGAAAAAAGCAAACUAAUUGAAGAGGUGGAUAGGACCUUGCUGGAGAACCAGAGUCUUGGUGCCACCUGUGAAAGCCUUAAGCUAGCAAUGGAUGGUCUGCUUAAUGAAAAAGAAACAUACAAACGGCAAAUUGACAGUGCCAGAGAAGAAGCAGAGCAAGCAUCUAGGCGAUGGGAAGAAAAACUCCAAGGCAUGAAAGAGGAGUAUGAGACCUUACUGAAGUCGUAUGAGAAUGUAAGUGAUGAAGCAGAACGGGUUAGAAAAGUGCUGGAGGCUGCAAGACAGGAGAGGCAAGAAUCAGCAUCUAAAGCACGUGCCCAUGAGGUAGCCAGACAAGAGGCAGAAAAGGUAGCGGCAGACGCUCAGAAGGAAGUAGAUACUGUGAAGGAGAAAAUGCGCAAAUUUGCUAAGACAAAACAUCAGAAAAUAAUGGAUCUCGAAGAGGAGAAUGAGAAGCUUAGAGAACAGUUAGAGAAGAAAGGAACCAAAGAAUGGGACAGUAAUUUGCAGCAAGAGCUAGAGAAAGUUCAGAAUGCGUUUGAUUCUUUAAAAGCUAGUUUUGAUUCAUUAGAAGCUGAACGAAGUUCUUUAGAGCAAGAAACUGAAAAACUGAAACAACAACUGGCUCAAGAAUUGGAUAAAAAGAACAAUGAAAGGAUGAAUGUUGGUUUCUCUGAGGAAGUUAAGGAACACAUAGUUGCUCAGCAGUUGAGCCCUGUUUUAAUUGAAAACCAAAAAGAUCUAGUUCUUGGUAGCUUUUCAAAAGAGUCUAAUCUGUUGGAGCAAGAAGUGCAAAGCCAACCCACAGCAAUGGUUGAGAAGCUGAAAGAGAAGGAGGAAGCUCUCAAGGCAGCAGAGGUCAAGGUAAAAAAACUCCAAGCUGCGCUUGAAGAUGAAAAAAGAACCAGAGAUGAACAAAAAGUGUUGCUUAAUGCAGAAUUAUCUUCUCUAAGGCAACAAAUUCAGGAAUCUGUAGAUAGAGAAGAAAAAAUUAAAGAAGAGUGUCCCAAAAGAGAUACCCAGCUUCAGGUGAAAGCUUCAAGUUUUGAAGAAACUAUGGGAACCAAAGAUGAGCAGGAAUCCCUGUUUAAUGCAGAGCUAUCAUCUCUUAAGAAUCAACUUCACGAGUUUGCAGAAAGAGAGCAGAAUCUGAAGGAAGAGUGUUUUAAGAAGGAAAAUCAGCUUAAAGAACUUCGCAGAAGUCUAGAGGUUGAGAAGGAUGACCUUGAAGAACGACUAAUGAACCAGUUAGCCCAGGUCAAUGGCAGUAUAGCAGGUUACCAACAGGAGGCAGCUGACAGUCGAGAUCGCCUUGCAGACUUGCAGAGAGAACUGGAGAAUGUGCAAAGGGAGAGGGACGAGUUAGAGAUCCAGUUGACAGGGGAAAAAGAUCGAACUGCCAGGCUUGAAGAAGAUAAAAGACAGGCUCAGAGAGAAAGAGCCGAAGCGGAAGCGGAAGCAGGAAAACAGAAAGAGCUUGAGCAGAAGCUUAAAUCUGCACAAAGGGUAAGGGAAGGUAGCCAGAGCCGAGCACGUCAACUUGAGGAACUGCUGAGGGAGAAACAGCUUGAGGUCCGGCAGAUGCAAAAAGACUGCAUCCAGUACCAAGAAAGAAUCAGUGUUGUUGAUCGGGAAGCUAAGGCUCUCCUCUUGAGUAAAAAUGAGGUGUCUAAUGAGCUUGAAUCAGCUCAUCAGGAGAUGGCAAAGAUCAAAGAAGAAAGAAGUAGACUUGAAUCAGAGCUAUUGAUGUACAAAGGGAAGUUGGACGUGGCUCAGUCUGAGGUCAAAGAGGCACGUGCUGAGAAAGCAGCCUCUGAAGAAUUACUAUGCCGGCGAGAGGCCGAACUGAAGUCUGAAGCUGAACGAACCCUUGAUGAGGUGAGGUAUCGCUUGGGAGCAGAGCUUAAACAAAUGGAACAAAGGUUGGAGCAGGCCUACAGAGACCGAGAAAGAGAAGAAGAAGCAACUCUUGUGGCUAAGAAUAUUGCAGAUGCGGCACAAAAAUAUGCACAGGAAACACAAGCACGUUUGGAUGGGUCGCUAGCACGGCUGGCUGCCUUCUCGCGCUCCAUGUCCUCGCUGCAGGAUGACCGUGACCGCGUUCUUGAUGAAGCUAAGCAGUGGGAAAACCGUUUCCACAGUGCCCUCCAGGGAAAAGAGUCUGAACUGAGGGAAGCCGAGAGCAGAGCUAAGGACCUAUCUGAGCAACUUCAGAAGGAGACUACUCAAAAAGAGCAGCUGCAGAGCUCUCUAGAAAGGUUGCAAAAAGAAGAGGAGCGCUGGCAACUGGAGUUGUCCGAGGCAGAGAAAAAGCACAAGGAAUCUCUAAAUGCUUUAGAAAAAGAAAGAGAAGACUUGCAGCAGAAACUGACUGAGACAGAACUCUGUCUUGCCCAGACACAAUCUCAGCUUACCUCGCUGGAAGCGGAAGCAGAAGGUCUACGUCAUCGAGCUAAGGCUCUAGAAGAAGCAGUUGACAAGCUUCAAAGCGACAUCAAUCAAUCCAGGGCUGAUAUUAAGGAACGGGAAACAGAAGAAAGAAGGUUGUGCUUAAAUCUGGAGCAACUAGAGACCGAUCUGCGUUCCUCUAAAACCCUUACAGACACUCUUCAAGCAGAAUUAGCUGUGAAGCAGAAGAGGGAAGUGGAGCUACUUGGAGAGAAGGAACACGCAGUCACUCAGGCUGUGGAGGAGGCCAGGAAGGAAGCAGACAGCAGGGCAGAAAAGGCAGAGAAACAGCUGGAGGAAAGAAGAGCAAUUAUGAGAGAUCUUGAGGAGAGGCUUUGUAAAACCGAGGAGGAUGCCAGCCAAAGCAAAGCUCGACUGGACAACUUCACAAAGGCUAUGGGAUCCCUGCAGGAUGAUCGGGACAGGGUACUAAGCCAAUACAAGCAAUUAGAGGAGCGACACCUCCAGUUAAUGAUGGAGAAGGAUGGUCUUAUUCAAGAAGCCGCUACUGAGAACAACAGCUUGAAGGAGGAGCUUCGUGCCCUUCUGGCCCAACGUGAUGACCUCAAUGCUGAGAAUGCCAAACUGGACGCUCAACUCCAUGGUUACCGAGACGAGUUAAAUCAGGUUCUCUCUAUGAAGGAUUCCCAGCAUAAGAAGCUGCUUUCAGUAGAGCUUGAACGUAUCAGUGCCUUAGAAAAAGAGAGAGAAGAGUUACAGGCCAAGAUGGAGGUUCUGGAAAAAGAAGCUUUGGUUAAAAGAGGCCCUGCAGUGGAGCAUGAGAUUUUGCGCCAGUCUGGACAGGUUGAAGCGACACACCAUGAUGCUCCUGGUGCAGAGGUGGAGAAGCUAAAAGAGCAGCUUCAGGCAGCCAGGAAGGAAAUCAGCACCCUAAGGGAAACACUAGCAUCUGAAAGGGAGGAGUAUGCAGCACACAGUAAGGAGUUGAAAGAGCUGCGCUGGGAGGGCGGGAUACUUCGGACCGAGACCGAGACAGCUGAGGAGAGGGUGGCUGAACUGGCCAAAGACCUGCUGGAGAUGGAGCAGAGGUUCCUGGCAGAGAAGGAGGCAGCAGCCCAACUCCGAGCCCAGAAUCAGGCCUUCGGUCAAGCCAUGGGUUCAUUGCAGGAUACACAUGACGAGGCCAUCAGUGAAUUGAAGGAACUGCGGCUUCGCAUGGAAGAGCGUCACCAGUCGGGACACUCAUCAGCGCCACCCAGCGGCCCAACUGGUGAAGUGUGGAGUUUGAAGAACGCCCUUUCCGCACUCCAGAAUGAUCGGGAAAGAAUGCUCGAACAGGUGCAGAUGCAGCGCAACGAGCUGGAAAGACUCGGGUCCGGAGAGCUUGCAAAACUCACCAAGAUCCUGGAGGACGAAAGGAAUAAGACGGGAGAGAUGAAGAAAAGGAUGACACUGCUGCUCCAGGAGAGGGAUACACAGCUGGAGAGAGACAGGCAGGAACUGGAAAUGAUCAAGCUGGAGCGUAGCGACUUGCAGGCUCAAGCAGAGACUCUGAGGAAGCAAACGCUAACGACGCUUUCCGAACGUGACCAGCAGAUACGCCAACUCGGUGCCAUGCUGGAGGAGGCGCGAUCAUCCGAGCCCAAACUCCUGCAGGCUCACACACACAGACAGGCAAGAAUUGCAGAAGACAGCGCCCCCGGAGGCCCCCUUGGGCAUAGCGAGGACUAUAAGGCAGAAUGUGUUCUUCUCCAGAAGAGGUUGGAUGAGGAGAUGGAGAUGAGGCUCAGCGUACAGGAGCAGCUCUCUACAGCACAGGACCAUCUCAAAAGAUAUAGGCAGGAGGAGUGGCACUCUGGGCCACGGGAUGUUCACUCGGAGACGGCAGUGCUCAUCGAUCCAGCAGAGGGCACUGUUACUCGGAGCCGGAGCGGAGGUCCAGGACUGAUCCGGAUGUUCCGCGGAGCGUUCUGCUCCCGCCAGAGAACGCCGCUGCUGGUGUCCCUGUACCUGCUGACCAUCCACGCCGUGCUGCUGCUCUGUCUGGGAGGAUUCCUCUGAGGGACAAGUCUCGCACGUCCUCUCGUCAGAGAAACCAGAUAACAAAAGGAAGGAGUCUGUCUCUGAGAGAGAUCGACAGUUACAGGACGUGUACUGACUUACAAACUUUCUUUUUAUUUCUUUCUUUUUCUUUACUUUUUUGUUUUAUAAAUGAAGGAAUUUCUUAACUAAUUUGCCAAAGUCUUCCUCGUAGAGUUUUAUCGAUGUGGUCAAAACUCAACUGACUGCCAAAAUCAACACGGUGUCUAACCCUAGGGGCCAUUAAUGAAAGGUCAUGGUGUAGAGUUAGCAUAGGCAUUCGACUACAUUCCAACUGGCUACACGCUGUUUUAAUUAAAUCUACAUUCAGGAGAGCAGUAAUGUUACAGAUAUAUAAUACAGUGCAAUGAGGAGGGAGGGAAUGUCCAGGGUGUGAGGUCACACUUCUGCAGUACUGUCCUGAUUACUAUAAACACUUUAUAAAUACUUUAAAAUAUUAAAUAUUGUAGCAUUUUACACACAUUUUUUCUGUAUGAGAAACAGGACGUUUGGUAUGUGCGAGUUAGGGAUCUUCAGAUCUUCUAAAGGCCUAGCAGGUGAAAUGAUUCAAAUUGUAAUAAAAAUGUAGACAGUAAUUACAAGAGGACCACUUAGAGGUUCGAACUCGGACACGUUCGUCUCCAUGGGGUCAAGAAAUGUGUCAUUUUCUAUUUACGUCUCUGAUCUGUUUGACUUUGCAUCUGCUCUGAUGAGAAGCUCUAAGGGAAUUGCUAUACAUGUAAAAAAAAAAAAAAUUAAAGCAGCGGUCAGUCAUUUUUAAAUCGAGCGCUUCAUCUGAUAUUCACCAAGCUCUGUUACAAAUAAUUGUCUCCAGAGGGGCAAAUCCACAUGAUGGGGACCACCAGCUUCCAACUGUCUCUACAGUAAUAAUUAAAAUAAAAUUAAAGCUGCAGUCAGUCAUUUUAAAAUCGGAUGCUUCUCAUGAUAUUCAGAGCUUUAUUAAAAAGUGGAGCAAAUCCACAUGAUGGGGGACCACCAGCUUUCAGCCAAUCAUGACACAGCGAGUCCUCACAUGUGACAAUAUUAUCAUUACAAUAUAAAAUAAAAUUAAAGCAGCAGUCAGUCAUUUUGAAGUCGUAGACUUCUCAUGUUGUCCCCGCAAGGUGCAUGCUUAAAGAACCAACCAGAUUCUCUACCAGUCAGUCAUAUUGUUUGUCAAUUUAGAAAGCUCCGCCCACCUGCCGAAGCCUUCAUUCUUUCUAGACUGUGUGUGUAAAAAUCGCAGCAAAAUCGGGCACCGUCUAAAACCAGUCAAAAAAUGUGUUACUUCUUAGACUUCAAAACACAUCCCCGCCUCUCUUCAGUGUGUCUGCGAAGGCCACACCCACAACAUGGUAGACAAAAGGUAGAAAGUUUUGUUUUGUUCGGUUCUUCCGGGAGAGGGGCGGGGCUUACUAAUUUAAAAAGCUCCAUGACUGACAGAUGGGUUUAAAUGUCACUGUGUCCUGAUUGGUCAGAUGUUAUGAGCAGGCGUUUUAUUAAAGCUUUCUCAGUAUGAGGACGAGCGUUCAGCUUAAACAUUAGUGACCGCUAACUACUGUUUUGUCAGUGUGUGCGUCGCCAUAGAAACGACUGAUGGUGGAGCUCUGGUUCGAACCUCUGAUAUCUUUAUCUUGUAAUUAGCGUGAUGCUAAAAUCAGAACAUUAAUACCUUGAAAUAUUUUAGUUUUUAAAUGUAGACGAUUUUUCUUUCCUUUCCUUGGUUGGCUGUUGCCGUGGCAACACCGAUAAAUAACUGCAGCUCACCAUGAAUAGUGCACAUCCCACAAUCAGGGUUUUAAUCUGGGCUUUACGCGAUUAAUUCAGAUCAAGUGCAAAUGUGAAUAACACUAAUUACAGGGUUCUCAUGUGCGUCACUUCACCUUUUAAAGACUUUUCUCGUGUCAGGAUUGGACCUGGUCCUAAUGUUAACUCUUUGUUCACCAGGUGAUUUUAAGCACAGCUCCGAGCGGGCUUUCUGUUUUACCUGUAUAAUGACCUGUAAAUGAUCCGUUUCCUCCUCUCUGUAUCUCUGUAGGGGUUAUUUUUUGCAAAUAAAGCUUAUUUAUACUAAGGGA
Messenger RNA from Clarias gariepinus (North African catfish), 11383 nucleotides. RefSeq names its product golgin B1 (gene golgb1). The transcript is spliced from 21 exons. Bases 216 to 9287 code for a protein of 3023 amino acids. Gene Ontology annotation, cellular component: endoplasmic reticulum-Golgi intermediate compartment; Golgi apparatus; cis-Golgi network. Lineage: Eukaryota; Metazoa; Chordata; Actinopteri; Siluriformes; Clariidae. The record is from RefSeq and is a predicted model, not a curated record.